UGGGCAGGGGUGGGGGGAGGGGCCGGGCUGAGGUUGCAGCCGCCGUGCUCCGGGAGGGCAGGGCCAGGCAAGGGCGGGACUGGCCCGCAGCAAGCGGACUGGAGAGCUGUGAAGCUAACGGGUCUCGGAGCGGGAGGCGGCGGCGGCGGCGGCGGCAGCGGCGGCGGCAGCUUUCUGCACGGGCGGAGGCGGCGGCAGGAGCGGCAGGCAUGGCCCGCGCGGCGCCCAGCGCAGACUGAGGGUCAUGCUGUGCUCCUGACAGGUGAGGAAGAACCUGCCAGGGGAUUACUGCUGGCAGAAGUCAAGGGCAGGACAGAGUCACCCCAGAAGCAGGGUUGGGCAGGACAGCUGCGCCGCCAUCGCCAGCAGUCCCAGGAAGGAGUCUGGAGCCCUGGGGAGGACUCCACGCAAACUCUGCUGACCCACAUGGCUCCUGAGGAGCCCACAGCAGGAGUAGGUUGGUGAGCGCCUCUGCAACUGCAGCUGGGUCCGCAAUCCCCAGGAGAAAGGACCAGCACCUCCGAUGGGAAGCAGUAGGCCGUAAGCUACGGAGAGGAAGGUCUUGAUCUUUGCAGCAGUUUCUUGACGUCCAUGAAGAUUACUGGUUUUCUCUCUGGUCUCGGGUCAGGCUCCUUUCCCCUGGCCAAGGAGUUUGGGCCAGGAGGGCCUACAAGUGUGGAGAGGUCUGGCGCAUGGAAUGCUGGCCUCCUGAAGCCCGUGUGCUCUCUGCUGUGAUCAGAGUUCCAGGGCUUCCCCACUGCGGGGGAGGAGGGGCUGCCUCAGCGUCUGCUCAUGAGCCACAAGGACCCCGACUGCUCCAGACUGGACCUUUUCAAGCCACCAAAGAGGGGGGUUCCUGGAGCUGGCAGCCAGCACUCACAAGGGACUAGAGGGCUGGAAUGGACUGACCUCUGCCUUGUCAGGGUCGCAGGAGAAGCAGAGCCUUUGUGGCCCAGCUAGUGACUGAGAGACCCAAUGAAGCCCUAAGUAGAGGCUCCAGUGGCUCAGGGACGGGGGGAGGGAGGGGGGCUCUUCCUGUGGACCUUCUUUCUCCUUUUACCGAGGGAGGGUGUGGCAAGAUUCCCCUGCCACACCUCGUGCCUCUAUGCCCUUUCCACGUGCUGCCAAAGCGAGCAGGCUGCGCCGUGGCUGGCCCCAUCGUGGGCUGGGAAAGGAUUGGCCACGGUGACAGCUGCCCUGUGGCCAGCACCAUGAAGUGCUCCCUCCGGGUGUGGUUCCUCUCCAUGGCCUUCCUGCUGGUGUUCAUUAUGUCCCUGCUCUUCACCUACUCACACCACACCAUGGCUACCCUGCCCUACCUGGACUCCUCGGGGGCCCUGGGUGGGACACACCCAGUGAAGCUGGUGCCGGGCUAUACGGGACUACAGCGCCUCGGCAAGGAGGGGCUCUCGGGGAAAAGCUGUGCCUGCAGUCGCUGCAUGGGCGACGCCGGCGCCUCUGACUGGUUUGACAGCCACUUUGACAGUAACAUCUCGCCUGUCUGGACCAGAGAGAACAUGAACCUCCCUCCGGAUGUCCAGAGGUGGUGGAUGAUGCUGCAACCCCAAUUCAAGUCGCACAACACCAACGAGGUGCUGGAGAAGCUGUUCCAGAUCGUGCCGGGUGAGAACCCCUACCGCUUCCGGGACCCCCAACAGUGCCGGCGCUGUGCUGUGGUGGGGAACUCAGGCAACCUCCGGGGCUCUGGCUAUGGGCAGGAAGUGGACAGCCACAACUUUAUCAUGAGGAUGAAUCAGGCACCGACUGUGGGCUUUGAGAAGGAUGUUGGCAGCCGAACCACCCACCAUUUCAUGUACCCCGAGAGUGCCAAGAACCUGCCUGCCAAUGUCAGCUUCGUAUUGGUACCCUUCAAGGCCCUGGACCUAAUGUGGAUCGCCAGCGCCCUCUCCACAGGACAGAUCCGAUUCACCUAUGCUCCAGUGAAGUCUUUCCUUCGUGUGGAUAAAGAAAAGGUCCAGAUCUACAACCCAGCCUUCUUCAAGUACAUCCAUGACAGGUGGACAGAGCAUCACGGACGGUACCCUUCCACAGGAAUGCUGGUGCUCUUCUUUGCGCUCCAUGUGUGUGAUGAGGUGAACGUGUAUGGGUUCGGGGCCGACAGCAGAGGCAACUGGCAUCACUACUGGGAGAACAACCGGUAUGCGGGCGAGUUCCGGAAGACAGGAGUGCACGAUGCCGAUUUCGAAGCCCACAUCAUUGACAUGCUGGCCAAGGCCAGCAAAAUCGAGGUCUACCGAGGGAACUGAGCGGCCCUGGGCGCCAUCAGGACCAGUUGCACCUGGGACGGGCACGCGCCAGCUGCCGCCCACCAGACUGCGCUGUCCCCAGCAACCAAUCAGUGCUGCAGUUGGGCGGGGCUUCUCUUUCUUAGCCAAUCAUGCGACUCAAGGAACUUUCGGCCCCGCCGUCUCCACCAAUCAUGGCCUUGGGAUGCGGCGGGCUUCAAACCCCUCCCCCCACCCUGCUUUGGAUAAGAGUUUCUUUACCGCCUUCUGAGAGGCCGCUCUGGGGCUGGGCAGGAGCGCCUUGGACUGCUCGUUUCCAGUUCAGGCCCGGAUGGGUGAGUGAAGCCCACCAAAGAAAUGUGAUCGCGGCGAGACCUCUCCAGGGCAUCCCAUGGCUCACCGGGCAGUCGGGGAUUGUAUUCACCCCCAGUUGGGUGGACCCCCUCCCCAGGGCCUCGCUAGUGUCAGGAAGGGGUAGGAAGCUCCACCGGGUCACAUGCAAGGUGCUUCUUUCACGUGUGCCCUCACUUCUGUCCCCACCACCACCUUCUCAGCGUCUGUCCUUGGGCCCUGGGCCUCCUCUCCAGCUAACUUGUGCUUUAGAGACAAAAUGAGACCACUGGGACGCUGCUGCUCCGGCACUCACACCACGCUGCCAUGUCUUUAGCUCUGAGGCGAGAGCAGCGCACUGUUCAGCUGGUUGGAAAGGAAAGCCCAGCAGCCUGUGCAUGUAACUUUUUCUUUGUCACCCCAAAGAGGAGCAGGCAGCCUCUUGCUUGGGGGUAGGAUUUGCUUUGGACUCAUACUUUAGUUACCCUGAAACUGCCAGGGAUGGCUGCCCAACCAAGAUUGCUUGACAAUUCUUUGCAGGCCUUGCAAGAUGGCUCAGAGCUUUGCUGGGGAGGAGCGGAUUGGUGGCUGCCAUGCAUGCCUCCUCCUGUCCGCAUCUUUACCCUGCUUACUCGCCUGUUCUAACCCGCUUUCCAGCUCCUGAAGGGCUGGUGAGUCAAGAAUCGGGGGUUAGAGCCGGAAGCUGCUUGCAUGACUUGACCCAGGUCAGAGGUUGAGGUUCACUGGGAGAAAGGGCUUCGUUGAAUGUCUCAGGCCACAGAAAGCACUCCCUUCUUCCCUGCAGUGUCCACAUAAAUACUUCCCAUUCUUAAUGAGUUGACAUUACCAAGUUGGGGGACAGUUACCCACAGGGAGAGUUUUAGAGGGUUGGGAUGAGGCAGCAAGUACCCCUAAAGAUUAAUACAUGGAGAACUUUGCUCGAGUCUGUUCCUUCCCAGUCCCAAAAGCGGGGGUGGGGAAAAGGGGGUCACACUGAGGAGGACUCCAGGGAAACUGCAGCCAGGGCACCAGUUGCUCUGCUCUUGCCUGUCUCGUCUCUGCUCCAAGAAGCUGCUGUGAUGAGAAGUUGAAAAACAAAGUAAUUACGCCAAACAGUAUUGAGAAUAAUUUAUUUCUCCCCGCUUCUUCCCUUUGUUUUGUUUAAACCAUUAAUCCCCAUUCUAGAAGAGGUAGGUCCCAGAAUCCAAAUCUUCUGUUCUAUAGUUAUUUAAACAUUCAAAUAUUUUCCUUCCCUUUCUUUUUCUGAAUUAAAAAUAACAAACCCCAUAGAGUCACUCAUCUGUUCUGAACUAUACCAUUGGAGGGGUAUCUGAGGAGGCAAGGAUGUUUGGGAGAACAAAGCAUCUCUGAUAACCCUCUUACCCUUGAGGAGCAUAGUCCAUGGGCUCUGCUCUCAGAAGUUCCCCAAAGGCUCUGGAGUGUUGUUUUAAAAAUCAAUUCAUUGUGCCAGGCGUGGUGGCAUAUGGCUAUAAUCCCAGCAGUUGGGAGGUUGAGACAUGAAAAUAAGUAUCACUCUCAAAGAAAAAAAAAAAAAAAAAGUGAGCAAAAAUCAAAUUCAUUUUCCCCUUUUCAGAUUCCUCCAAAAGAGUAAUGACUUGGAAGAAUUCCUGGUUCAUCUGAAAUGACCCUUUAUAAACCUGGGGUUUUAUAAACAAAGGGCUCAUGUUGAGUCAUCUCAGCACCCAUAAAGCUUUCCUUUUCCCAUGGCUCUAGGGUGAGUUCUCUUUGGAGUUCUGUCUUUACAUCUUUCUGACUUCAACCAUACUACAGGAGGCCCACAUCUUGCUGCCAGUACACCAAGGUACUAUGCAAAGGGACAGUUCUCUGGAAGAGCUGCUGGGGCAGAUAAUACCUUCCUCAGCUUUGCCUAUCAUUAAGGGUAAAUGCUUACACUUCAUAGAGUAACCAGGAAACUGGGGGAAAAUAUUGGGUCCAUUCCUUAAAUCUCACUAAAACAGGUGUCAAAUGGCUCUCAGAAUUAAAUUUUAAAACCUCUACAUUUAAUAGCAUGGUUUUGUCGCUUUUCAAGAUAAGGUUUCUCUGUGGAGCCCUGGCUGUCCUGGAACUCACACUGUAGACCAAGCAAACUGGCCUUAAGCCUGGAGAUCAGCUGCCUCUGACCUCUUAAAUGUGGGGGUGACCCACCACCAUUCAGCUGCCUUUUUUUAAAAUGACUUAUUUUAUGUGCAUUGGUGUUUUGCCUGGAUAUAUGUCAGAUGCCCAGGAAGUAGAGUUUUGAGUUGCCAUGUGGGCUCACACAUGGAAUCACACCCAGGUCCUCUGGAAGAGCAGAAAGUGCUGUCAGCCGCCGAGCCAUCUCUCCAGCCCUAUCUGCCUUUUUAAGGAAUAUGGUUAUGUUUUUCAUUUUCAGUGUCAGUCCAGGUGUUAUCAUCUUGCUUUGUGCCUUCUCCUUUUCUGGAACACCCCCUCAGUGCUCACACGCCUGUACACCCACAUACAUACAAACCAUGCUGUCUCCUGCAUUACCCUUCCACGGGAGACCAUGAGUGUUAAUCUCACACCUGCUCUCAUCAUUUUCACCCUCAUUCAAGGGCUGGAAUGCCGGCCCAUUUACCUGUACGUCUGUCAUGUACUCCCUUCUAUGGGACCAAAAAAUUCACAUCCAAGAGGCUUCUCUAAAUGUUUUUUUUUUUUUUUUUUCUUUGAAAAGGGGCCUUGCUGUUACUAAUACCCUAAAUUCUGGGCUCAGAAAAUACUACCUGGAUAGGAUCACAGGUGAGCACAGCACACCAGGCAUCUGAAGAUCUACAUGAACAUAAAAAUAUAUUACCCACAAACCGACUCUACAGUAAGGAUGGUCUUGGUUUUGUUUCAAGACAGGGUGUCUAUGUAGCUGUGGCUGUCCUGGAACUAAAGAGUGUCUUGAAUACAGAGCGCUGGCAUUAAAGGCAAUUAUCUUUCUGGGGGUAGGGUGCACAAUACUGCCAGGUGCCCAAAGAGAUCCCUCCUGAACUGGAUGUAACAGGAAAUUGUGAACCAGCUGACUAUAUGUGGGUGCUGUAUACGAAGGCAGCAAAUGACCUUAACUGUUGAGCCAUCUCUCCAGAUUGUAGACUGGCAAAGUUUUAAAGAUUGAUAAUAUAAACCAGGCAAGGUGGCACACACCUUUAAUCUUAGUAUUUAGGAGGCAGAGUAGGGCUGAUCUCCAUAGUUUCAGGACAUCUAGAGCUACACAGUGAAACCCUAUCUCAAAAAGACAAAAACAAAAGGAUUCUAAGGAGUUGGUGGUGAAUUAAAACUUUAAAUGUUCCACUCUGGCAGGGGGGUUGUGGUGUACACCUCUAAUCCCAGCACUCAGGGAGGCAAAGGCAGGCUGAUUUCUGUGAAUUCAAGGCCAGCCUGGUUUACAAAGCAAGUGCAGGACAGCCAAGGCUAGAGAAACCUUGUCUCAAAAAAAAAAAAAAAAAAAAAAAAAAAAAAAAAUCCCAUUCUGACCUAAGAAUUCUAACCCCAGCAAUGUAAGAACAGUUCUGACAGGGACUGAGGUGGUCAACAUGGCACUGUGGACAUUGGAACAUGCUGUCAAUCCUCAAUACUUAACACUGGUUAAAUAUGGGCCAGGUGGCCCCACAUUAGGGU
This is a messenger RNA of Psammomys obesus (fat sand rat), 6197 nucleotides long. RefSeq names its product ST3 beta-galactoside alpha-2,3-sialyltransferase 2 (gene St3gal2). The transcript has 7 exons. The record is from RefSeq and is a predicted model, not a curated record. NCBI's taxonomy places the organism in Eukaryota, Metazoa, Chordata, Mammalia, Rodentia, Muridae. Gene Ontology annotation, molecular function: beta-galactoside (CMP) alpha-2,3-sialyltransferase activity. Bases 1212 to 2267 code for a protein of 351 amino acids.